Molecule: messenger RNA, 4035 nt
Organism: Bufo gargarizans (Asiatic toad)
Lineage: Eukaryota; Metazoa; Chordata; Amphibia; Anura; Bufonidae
Gene: GNAZ
Product: G protein subunit alpha z
Exons: 3
Coding region: 670-1737 (355 amino acids)
Biological process (GO): adenylate cyclase-modulating G protein-coupled receptor signaling pathway
Cellular component (GO): heterotrimeric G-protein complex
Molecular function (GO): GTPase activity; GTP binding; G-protein beta/gamma-subunit complex binding
Source: RefSeq, a predicted model, not a curated record
UCCCCUGUCACAGGACACUGAGCGCCCCCCUGCCUGCUGGAUGACAGGACGCUCCUACCGGCUCUCCACCAUGAAGGGCUAAUUAGCAGCACCAGAGAGGGGUCGCCCGUCUGCACCUAUGGGAGCCAUGCUGGAUGCGCCCCAGAGGUGGAGGCUGCAGUAGGUACAGAUCACUGCCGGAUAGAGGACGAAGAAAAGAAGGGAAAAACAUCAAAAAGGCCAGUGCAAUAGACAAGAGGCUAACCACACAAUUGUUUGCUGCGGAGCAGGAUCGCCAUGGCAACCAGAAAAUACAAUUAAAAAGGCAAGUGAGGCAGAAGCAGAUGUAGGCUGCUCCUUACCUUGGGACAGAAGGAAGUGGAAGAAUUAUGCAGAAGAGAAAAGGAUAUAUGACUGAUAUGGUCCCUCGGUGGCAGGAAGUGUUUUUUCAUUAAAAAAAGGAAUGUGCCACUUCUACCUUCAGGAAAAGGGAGUGCCAUGACAUCUGCUGUGGAGGCCAUCUGCAUGAGCUUGUGCUGGUCCUUAUUUCUACACACUUGUUAGGGGCGAGACUCAUAAUCUGAUUGUUAUCAUACUUAGCGCAAGGCUGAAAGACAAGCUUUCUGUUAGGCAGCGAGGAAGGAUAAAGUGAGAGAAGGGGGGAAUCUCCAUCUCUGGCAACCGCCUACCAUGGGAUGUCGGCAGAGUGCGGAGGAGAAAGAGGCAGCAAGGCGCUCGCGCAGGAUCGAUAGGCACCUGCGCUCAGAAAGUCAGCGCCAACGUAGAGAAAUCAAACUUUUGCUGCUUGGAACCAGUAACUCCGGUAAAAGCACCAUUGUGAAGCAGAUGAAAAUUAUUCAUAGUGGUGGGUUCAAUCUGGAGGCAUGCAAAGAAUAUAAGCCCCUCAUCAUUUAUAAUGCCAUUGACUCCCUAACCCGCAUCAUAAGGGCUCUUGCUACACUGAAGAUUGAGUUUCACAACCCGGACCGGGCAUAUGAUGCAGUGCAGCUGUUUGCUUUGACUGGCCCUGCAGAAAGCAAGGGUGAAAUUACUUCUGAACUGCUAGGGGUGAUGAAGCGACUAUGGGCAGAUUCAGGCGUCCAAGAGUGCUUCUCCCGCUCUAAUGAGUAUCAUCUAGAAGACAACGCUGCCUAUUACCUAAAUGACCUUGAAAGGAUAGCAGCCGUUGAGUACAUCCCCACUGUAGAAGACAUCCUGCGUUCUCGAGACAUGACUACAGGCAUUGUAGAGAACAAGUUCACCUUCAAAGAGCUGACAUUCAAGAUGGUUGAUGUUGGAGGCCAGCGGUCAGAAAGGAAGAAGUGGAUUCACUGCUUUGAGGGUGUGACAGCCAUAAUAUUCUGUGUGGAACUCAGUGGAUAUGACUUGAAGCUUUAUGAAGACAACCAAACAAGCCGCAUGGCAGAAAGUCUUCGCCUGUUUGAUUCCAUCUGCAACAACAAUUGGUUUAUCAACACUUCUCUAAUCCUCUUUCUCAACAAGAAGGACCUCUUAGCUGAGAAGAUCCGACGCAUCCCACUCACCGUCUGCUUUCCCGACUAUAAGGGACAGAAUACGUAUGAGGAAGCGGCUGUCUAUAUCCAGCGGCAGUUUGAGGACUUGAAUCGCAACAAGGAGACCAAGGAGAUUUAUUCACACUUCACCUGCGCUACGGACACCAGCAACAUUCAGUUUGUGUUUGACGCAGUGACAGAUGUUAUUAUCCAGAACAAUCUCAAAUACAUUGGACUGUGCUAAGUGUUUCUCCUGGAGCCUGCACAGAAAAUAGGGCACGUUCUUAUCCCUGAGACCACAUGCCAGGGGGUUAAAGUAAACACUAAGCAAGGGGUGAGACUAGGCCCAGUCUAGGCCCUACGCACAGCACUGAACGUCCAGAGUGAAUCCCUCACCCACACAAACUUGAUGGGUGACUUGGAUUUUUCUGGUGCCAGACCAGGAAAAUAAUGUGUUUUAUUUGCUCCCUGUAUCAAGUAUGUGUGGCGUGCGUGUGUUGUGUGUGGAUCUACUAGUGUUUGACUGGUGCCUGAUGUGGUAAACCUGUGAAGAGCUCCUUUUGAGAGAGGGUUACUGGUCACUGAUGGGAAUCUAAGGUCUGUCAGGUAAGACUUGUCACAAUAGUCACUCUGUUCUGUCAGAAAAAAAUGCUUUAUUGCCAGCACAGAACAAACAAUCAAGAAUUAUUCCAGCUAUGCCUGGCACCUACUAUAUGUGCCAAAGCUACACAGGGUUAUACAGUAUAUUUUAAUAUAUAUUUAAAAUUGUACAUAUGCAACUUUUUAGCUGCAGUACAAUUUUUUUUUUCCCUUUGGUGAAAAUAUGGCUGCAGCUGCUUCAGAACUUCCUAUAAAUCAAGGUAUCAAUAGCGUGUCUCAUUCAUGUAGACUUAUUCCACGCGAAGAUGGAACUACAUAAAAGCAAAAUGAGAAUCAACUACAUUCCCAAAAUGAUGUACAAUUCUUCUCUGUGGUUUCAAGCUAUCCUCCCGGGCCUGCUACUCAUGCUUCAUACAAUCCUGAGAAGAAAGCUGGAGAACAGCAGCCAUUGUUUUGGGCCUUUUUUUUAUGAUUUUAUUUUCUUUUUUACACAACAGAUUACUGGCUAGAUUUGUCUUUAUCUCAGUUGUAUAGAAUGUCAAAGGUGUUCCAUGGAUACUACCGUCAGGCAGGUGAAACAUCUCUGGAUUUACAGGUGGCACACGUUGCUGUGUGCUAUAAAGCUGAUUUUGACUCCUCAUACCAUAUAAAUAUCAUUUUGCCAGAAUGUUCUGGUUUCUUGUUUGUAGUACACAAGUACUACAUCAUAGAACGAUUAUGUAAAGCAUACCAACAUGCCUGUGCUUGCUACUUAAACAGCAGAAUCGGGUCGAAGUUUGGCCUUCAGCUGGUUCAGGUCUGGAUUGCUCCUCACUGUAGACAGCAAUGCUGUUGCUGUACCAUGAAGACCUUCUACUGUCUUCACUUUCUAUUGUUGCCUUCAGUGCGGUAAAUGGGCCUCAAUAUCCUGUUUUGCAGCUGCUCACUGUUGCAUCUGAACAACAGUAGUGAGAAUACAAAGUUUGAUCUUUAUGAAGACAUUUAUUGAAAGUUCCUGAACCCAUAUAUUCUAGACUACGCAUCUGAAUCUGCACUAUAAGAGCCUGUCCAGCGCCCUUUUGUUUAUAUGACACAACCAGCUCCUCCACCACAAGUGAAGCAGAAGUGGCUCUGAACAGGCUCUGGCAGCAGAUUGUUCACGCAAAUACAACUGUUGAGAAUUUUUGUUUUCUGCGAUGUCCCGUGCUGCUUUUGACAGACAAAAAAAGUGGGACAUUUUUAGGACAUUUUAAAGAAGCGCUCAACUAUUUUUGUUUGUUAUGAAACAAAAAAAAAGUAUAAAAAAAAAUGCAAAAACACUGGAACAUAUAAUAACACUGGCUAUUUAUUUGCAAAAAAACCCGUACAAAACAUUGAAAAGAAACUUUAAGCCUAUGAGUAUUCACACUAAGACUUUCUGUGGUAAUAUAGACCUUGUGGCGAGACCUGGCUUUACUUUCCCCUUAAACUGGAGCAGUGCGUUCUUAAAGAAGCGUCAGUGGAGCAAUAUGAACAAUAACUUCACAUUUUGCUUUUUACAUGGUUUUUGGGAGCUAAAAGUGUAACAUGGUGCGAUAUUCCAUAGGCCCACCAUAAGGAUACAAAGUUUUCUCUAUUUUCUGGCAGUAGGGCUGCUGAUUCUGGAUGUCUGUGUGAAGUCUGUGUGUAAAUAAGUUGAGACCACGUAAAGCACAUCCACUUAGUAUGUAAAUUCCUCUCCUUUGAGCUUCAUGUGUAACUCAAGUCACACAGCGUCCUCCCGAAAACACACAACCCCUAUCAAAAGUGUAUGACUCCUCUGCCAAGGGCUUAUAUCCUCAGGGUCCAUGAGGCCUGCAACACGCUGUAUGUACCCGUUACCUGGUGGUGGCCAGAGUGCCUUGCAGGCUUCUUUGCCCCUGAAGAUCAAUGACACUACAGUUUCUCUACUGGUGAAAGGGAAAUAAAGAUUCUGAAUGGUUAA